Messenger RNA from Cloeon dipterum, 1405 nucleotides. Its product is annotated as beta-1,3-glucan-binding protein-like. The record is from RefSeq and is a predicted model, not a curated record. Gene Ontology annotation, molecular function: hydrolase activity, hydrolyzing O-glycosyl compounds. The transcript is spliced from 10 exons. Lineage: Eukaryota; Metazoa; Arthropoda; Insecta; Ephemeroptera; Baetidae. Bases 246 to 1361 code for a protein of 371 amino acids. Gene Ontology annotation, biological process: carbohydrate metabolic process.
GUCGCACACCCAAGGCGUUCGUUAACCUUAAAGCAAACAGCUUCUUUUACGAACCCUAUUUAAUCAAAUAAAGUGAACGAUCCAGAUUUGAAUUGCCGAAACCGACAGAACCCUUUUAAGGGUGUACGCCACUUUUGUUAUCAUAUAAACAUUAUCAAAAACUGCGACGCUUCAAGAAAGAGACCUUUGUAAGGACCAACAGAAUAUAAAGCUGAAUUAACUCACACGUCACCACAUUCGUAAAGAUGAGGACGAUUAUCGUGUUGUGCCUGGUCGCAGCAUGCUGCUCAGCGAAAAUUAGCGCUGAUCAAAAAUGUGAGCCAUCAGCGACUCGGUCGAGCACGGUCAAGGGGCCGAUUUGCAAGGGUGCCCUCAUCUUCGAGGACAACUUUGACUUCCUUGACCUCGGCAAAUGGAGCCACGAGGUCACCAUGGCUGGAGGAGGCAACAACGAGUUCCAAGUUUACUGGGCCGAUCCUGCCAACAGUUUCACCUCAAACGGCAACCUCAACAUCCACCCUGGCAAGCUGGCUGACAUCUACGGUAACGACUUCCUCUACAGCGGAACUUUGGACCUGGGACCCACCUGCACCAUCGAUUGGAACUGGGGCUGCUCAAGAACCGGAAACUCUGAGAACAUCCUGAAUCCGGCAACAUCUGCCCGUUUGCACACGGUCAACACUUUCGGUUUCACAUACGGAAUUGUCGAGGCUCGCGCCAGGAUCCCCGCCGGAGAUUGGAUCUGGCCAGCCAUCUGGAUGAUGCCCCGGUACAGCGUGUACGGAGGAUGGCCAGCCAGCGGUGAAAUCGACAUCAUGGAGUCGCGCGGAAACCGCGAGUUCGGCUCUUUUGGCGGCGCCGGCGUCAACAUUGGCGUCGAGCAGGUUGGCUCGACCAUGCACUGGGGCCCUGACCCCAGCUUCAACCGCUGGUACCUGACCCACUGGGAGCGUAACACUGAGCCCGGAAAUGGAUACAACAACGACUUCCACCUUUACCAGGUCGAGUGGACUCCAGACUACAUCAAGUUCAGCGUGGACAACGUGGAACUGGGCACCAUUGCUCCCCCCGCUGGUGGAUUCUACGAGCUGGGUGGCUUUGCCAAUGAGGGCGUCGGCAACCCCUGGGGUGCCUCCAAGAUGGCUCCUUUCGACCAAGAGUUCUACCUGAUCCUGAACGUUGCCGUCGGAGGCACCAACUACUUCCCUGACGGAAUCGCCAACCCUGGUGGCAAGCCCUGGUCCAAUACCUCGCCAACGGCGUUCAGGGACUUCUGGGAAGGCAGAGGCCAGUGGGAGCCUACCUGGCAGGGCGAUACCACCGACAUGCUUGUUGACUACGUCAGAGUCUGGGCCUUGUAAUUUUAACAUUGUACACAUAAUAAAGAAGCUCCUGGAUAAUGUCA